Heterobasidion irregulare TC 32-1 is the source of this 573-nucleotide messenger RNA. RefSeq lists its product as uncharacterized. The record is from RefSeq and is a predicted model, not a curated record. Gene Ontology annotation, molecular function: DNA binding; structural constituent of chromatin. Gene Ontology annotation, cellular component: nucleosome. The transcript is spliced from 7 exons. NCBI's taxonomy places the organism in Eukaryota, Fungi, Basidiomycota, Agaricomycetes, Russulales, Bondarzewiaceae. Bases 1 to 573 code for a protein of 190 amino acids.
AUGAGCCACCCUAAUUGUUACCUAUCUUCGAGGUCUCAGAUCUCAUCAGCCACUCCUUCCGGGCAUCAAUCUUACUAUGCAAGUGAAGAUCUCAACGAGUCAGACAACCUAUAUUCCACAGAUAAAGUUCAAGACAACAAUUAUAUAUUCCGCAACUUUACUCCCCGCACUAAACAGACAGCGAGGAAGACCACGGGAGGAAGAGCGCCUAAGAGACAGCCUCAGUCAUCCUCAAACAGAAGUCUACCGCCACUCUCAGAAAUGUCCUCACCCUCGCUUGAGGCUCUUGAGCCCUUCCGAAAUCAACCGCUCUCGAGCGGUGGCGAGGAUCAGACUCCGUCGACUUCCAAGCCUAGAGACAAUCAAACAGCGCGUAAAUCCACAGGGAGCAGGCCACCUCGGCCCAAGCCUGCAGUCACACACACCGCUUCUGCCCCACCUCCGAACGUCUCAACUCCAUCUUCCUGGAAUGCAGAGCCGCCUUCCAACCAGCCCAAAAGGCCUCGUCUGACGCAAACCGCACGCAAGAGUACAGGAGGAGCCCCACCACGGCGCAAGACAAGUCAUGGUUAG